Molecule: messenger RNA, 3348 nt
Organism: Gymnodraco acuticeps
Lineage: Eukaryota; Metazoa; Chordata; Actinopteri; Perciformes; Bathydraconidae
Product: collectin-12-like
Exons: 10
Coding region: 262-2493 (743 amino acids)
Molecular function (GO): signaling receptor activity
Source: RefSeq, a predicted model, not a curated record
GUAGCACGUCUUCCUCCUUCAGGCUCAGGGAACAUCACAUCACUCCUGCAAAAACUCCUCUCAAACUAAGCGAGCAACAGGACAGAGAAGAUGGGAUUUUAAACUGAAGACUCGACAUGAAGACAUACUUCUAGUUUCCUUGCAUACGUUUGGGUCGUUUUCUGCGGAGCAAGUUUACACCUUUGCACUGGAUGCUGAGAUGCGCAGAAAGUGACAGGGGUCCUCAUCUCUUCUUCAGUGCUCAACGAGUUAUAAAACGCCAUGAAAGACGACUUUGCAGACGAGGAGGAAGUACAGUCUUUUGGAUACAAGAGGUUCGGGAUCCAGGAGGGCACCCAGUGCACCAAGUGUAAGAAUGAUUGGGCGCUGAAGACCUCCAUAGCUCUGCUCUAUGUGCUGUGUACCCUCCUCACCAUCGCUGUGGCUGUGCUUGGAUAUAAAGUGGUGCAAAGAGUUGACACUGUGUCCGAAGGUAUCGCUAACUAUGGAGGAAAGAUAAUUGCUGUCGAGACUGAUUUGAAAAAGCUAGAUGAUCAAGCAGGGGCGAAGUCGGAGAAUACCACCACAGAGAUCCAGGCUUUCAAGAACAACAUCUGGUCUCUCCAGAGGCAGCUGUCUGCGGUGGAAGAACGCAUCCACAGCGAUCAAGUUAAGCUGAGUCAGCUGCAGAACAUUGGCUCAGACAUCCAAAACAGCCAGGGCUCCAUUCAGGGAUCGCUGGAUAGCAACACAGCCACCUUGCACUCUGUAAAUGGCACGCUGCAGUCUCACGGCGGCGCCAUUGGAGGCCUGCAGGACGACACCACACGACUUCAGAGAGAACUCCAGCAGCAGGUGAAACUUCAGGACCAGGCCCUGCUCAGCAUCAGCGGCCUCAACUUCACCCAGGCCCAGCAGAGAGACCUCAUCGCUGUACUGCAACGCUCAGUGGAAGACACUACCCAGGCCAUACAGAAAAUGCGUAAUGACUUUCAGAGCCUGGAGCAAACGGCCAGACAGACGCGUUCGGACACUGAGUGGCUCCGUGGUAAGGUGGAAAACCUCCAGGUCAUGGCCGGCAACACCUCAACUCUUGCAAAAGCCAACAACGACAGCCUGGAGGAGGUGGGAUCACAACUGGCUUCGGUGGCCAACCAGAUCCAGAACACCAGCAGCCUGGCUGAUGCCCACGACCAGACCCUCAGGGAGGUGUUGGACCGGCAGAGGGACUUCAGUAACUUUACAUCCACCAAGUUUGACCGGCUGGAAGUGCGGCUGGAUGAGUCCGAGCAGAGUAUGGACCGUGUGACCGGCAACAUCAGCUUCACCACGCAGCUCCUGGGCGCCAUCAACCUCAACCUGAACGACCUGCGCACUUGUUCCGAGACCGUCGGCCGCCACUCUGACUUCUUGGUGAACCUCAACAACAGCGUGACGGACGUGAGGACAGAUGCGUCCAGUCUGAGGUCUCAGCAGGAAGAGCUGGGAGCGCGUAUGGACAAGGAGGUCACCAACCUCUCUAUUGUCAUGGAGGAGAUGAAGCUGGUUGACAACAAGCACUCACAGCUAAUAACCAACUUCACAAUUUUAAAGGGCCCUCCUGGUCCCAGAGGUUCAAGAGGGGACAAAGGACCCCAGGGAUCAGCUGGUCAGCCUGGCCAGAAGGGAGAAAAAGGUGAAAAGGGUGGUCCGGGGAUACGAGGACCCAGAGGAGAGCAGGGUAUCCCAGGAUCACCAGGUCUACCAGGGUUAAAAGGCAUGCCAGGCGUACCCGGCAACCCCGGGUCAAAGGGCUCCCGAGGGUCAGGAGGCAGGGCCGGACCUCCUGGGACAAAAGGAGAGCCGGGUGCUAACGGUCUGCCUGGAAGAGACGGACAGCCUGGUCCUCAGGGGGCACAGGGCCCCCCGGGUAUCAGAGGGGCAAUGGGGUCAGCUGGUGAGCCGGGUCCAAGGGGACUGCUUGGGCCAGUGGGGCCUCCAGGGUCUCCGGGACCCCCAGGACAACCGGGACAACAAGGGGUCCCAAUCCGGGCUCCAUCAAUUCCUAUGGGCCCUGUGUCUCUGCAGGAUGAGGCAGUAGCUCCUACUCUUUGGGCCCCAGGAUGCCCUUCUGAGUGGGCACACUACAGAGGCAAGUGCUACUUGUUCUCCAAAGACCUGCACAGUUUCGACGAUGCAAAGGCGACCUGUGAAUCAUCUUCUGCUUCAUUGUUGAUCAUCAACGAUGUGGAGGAACAGAAAUGGCUGAAGAAGCAGACCUUUGGAAAAGGCUACUUCUGGAUGGGUCUGACGGACAGGGAGGAGGAGACCGCUUGGCGCUGGCUGGAUGGGACUGAACCUGCUUUCACGAGGUGGAAGCCCGGUCAGCCUGAUGACUGGGGCCACGGGCAUGAAAUGGGAGAAGACUGCGCAGGGCUCAUCCAUGAAGGGCUGUGGAAUGAUUUCUUCUGUGAAGAUCUCAUAAGCUACAUCUGUGAGAAGGAAAUGGAUACCACAAGUUUGCCUGAAUCGUAGCGAUUUCUUGGAAGGGAGCUUGCAGUGAGCAGCUAGACUUCCCCCAUGUGGCACUGGUCCACCAGCACAGCACAUGGAGAGUCCGUACGGAGAGAGAAAAGGGACAAUUUUGAAAUAAGCCCAGUGCUGCAGUAGAGAACGUCUCUUUCAUGGGGAAGAGAUGCCUUUCUCCUCCAAAGUGAACACAGUCCAACAUUACCAGCAAGUGCAAUACAGCAGGGCAAUCACAGAAGGAGGACUUUUAUUUUUUAAAGUACCAAAUCACCAACUGACUUAUAUAUAUAUAAAUAUUUUUAUGGUUAUUUUAAAUACAUUUUAUAAAACUGUAUUCUGCGUGAAUGUCUGAAUGUAUAUUUGAUUAUGCAAGUUUUGUAGGAAGUUAUUCACUCUAUGAAGCCAAGUGGACUUAUCGUAGUGCUUUUCAUAACAUGUACUGUAAUAGUCUUAAAAUGAAAAGGUGCAAAAUGAUGCGCUAAAAACAUGAAAUGUCGCUGAUAUGCUAUCUUUGAGGAACCGUUUAUCUCCCCUCAUGAAUGUCUAUAUAGCAUUUUCCUUUAUAUGAGUAGAAUCGAAGUAAGCAUUUACACAUUAAUACAGAAAUAUGUCAAAAUCAGCUUGUUUUAGUUCAAGACUGCACAUUUACAGUUUAAUAUGUUACAGUAUGUUGUGGUUAUGAGAUUUAUUUUUCACUAUUACAGACGUACAUAUGCUAAUGAAUAUGAAUCUGUGGAUCCUACAAAUAUAAAAUGUGCCAUUUUAUGCACUCAGGUAGUUUCCUGUGAAGAAAAACACUUGAGUUUAACAACACUACGAAAAAUGAAGGAAACGCUCAAAUAAAUAUGUAAAAACCCACAA